AGAAAGGUGUCUCAGUUUUAUCAUCAUGUAAUAUUAAGUAAUUUGCCAAAUCUGAGAAGUCAUAAAUUUUGAGUAACAGAAAGGUGUCUCAGUUAUGAUCUCAAACCCUCAACAACAACAAUGCAUUCUCACAACAUCCUUUUCUUCUUCUUCUUCUUCUUUACCAUUUCAUUUGCAGAACUUUGCAAUCCAAAUGACAAAAAGGCCCUCCUCAACAUCAAAAAAGCCUUGAACAAUCCCCACAUUCUCACCUCAUGGAAACCUGGAAAAGAUUGUUGCACAUGGUUUUAUGUUGGAUGUGAUGCAAAGUCCCACCGGAUCAACUCCCUCGAUAUCUCCCUCGAUGACGAUCUCUCCGCCCAAAUCCCAACCUUCGUCGGCCACCUCCCAUUCCUUACAACCCUCAGAUUCUACAAGCUUCCAAAACUCAUUGGCCCCAUCCCACCUACCAUUGCCAAACUCCAUAACCUCGUACAACUUGACCUAAGUUCCAACGCUCUCUCUGGUUCAAUCCCAACCUUUCUCGGCUCCCUCUCCAAUCUCGAAUAUCUCGACCUCUCGUCCAAUCGCCUCACCGGCUCCAUUCCUAGCUCCCUCGCCAACCUCCACCGCCUCAACAUUCUUCAUUUGAACCGAAACAAAUUGACCGGACUCGUCCCCGAUUCCUUUGGAAAUUUCAACGGAAAUAUCCCUCAACUCUACCUCUCCCACAACCAACUCUCUGGGAAAAUUCCAGCUUCCUUGGGGAGAGUGAACUUCAAUUUUAUUGAUUUGUCGUGGAACAAGCUCGAGGGCGAUGGAUCGGUGAUAUUCGGAGAGAAGAAGAAGACAGAAACUAUCAACUUGUCGAGGAACUUGUUAGAGUUCAACAUGUCGAAGGUUGUGUUCCCACAAACCUUGAAUUAUCUGGAUCUUAACCAUAAUAAGAUCUUUGGGGAAAUACCGGUCGAGAUUGUGAAGUUGCAACUGUUCUUCCUGAAUGUGAGUUAUAAUGCGCUUUGUGGUCGGAUUCCGGUCGGCGGGGAGUGGUUGCAGAAUUUUGGUGCUUCCUCCUAUUUUCAUAAUAAGUGCUUGUGUGGUAAGCCGCUUGAUAGCUGCAAAUGAUGAUGUUGAAAUCACUUCAUAGCUUCUCUAUUACUGUUAGUGGUCUUUUUCUUUUCUUUGUGUUACUUGUUAAUUAUGUUGUGAAUUUGUUCAACUGGGCCAAACUCCCAGAUGUUCACAAGUCAGGACAAGGGCAAAGCAUUAAUCACCCAUACUUGAACUCA
This is a messenger RNA of Benincasa hispida (wax gourd), 1268 nucleotides long. RefSeq names its product polygalacturonase inhibitor-like. NCBI's taxonomy places the organism in Eukaryota, Viridiplantae, Streptophyta, Magnoliopsida, Cucurbitales, Cucurbitaceae. The record is from RefSeq and is a predicted model, not a curated record. Gene Ontology annotation, molecular function: protein binding.